GCUCACCCUCUCCUCCUGGGUCACAGCAGUCAGCCCCGGCAAGGGGCUGUGACAAAGAUGCCACAGAAGGAGCACGUGCUGGUCCCCGAGGCAAAAACUGGCCAACAAGCCCCCAGUGGCCUUGCGCAGAAAGGAAAACCCCACAGGUUUUGGCAGGAAACUCCUAGCGUGGUGGCAACCCUGCUGGGAUCCAGCAGUGGGAACUGGGACAGACCAGUCAGUGACUGGGGAGUGCAGUGAGGGGUCCCACCAGUGCCCCAUCUCCCAUCCCAGUUAGGGAUGGGUGGGGACUGGGUGCUGCCAGGCCGGCAGGGCUAGGGCCCACCAGCGAAUCUCCACUGGCCUGGGGCCACGCUUCCCUCCCUGUGGGCUCUGGCCGGUCACGGGGGAACUGAGUUCACCCCAAACCACAAUUGCCGCCUGUGCUGGCGGCUCCCGGCCCCGGCGGAUGUGCUGGAAAUAACCCUGGCGGGGCUGCGGGGCCCCUCCUUGGCGGUGGUUGCAGCAUCCUAUAAAGUCUCUCAGGGACCAGGGGCUCCACCGAGCACAGCACCCGUGCAGAGAGGCACCAUGAAGCCCCUCGUCCUGCUCACCCUCCUGGCCCUCCUCACCCUUGGCCUCUGCCGCAGAGCUGCUGACCGCUCUCUCAGCGCAGAUGACUCGCCCAGCUCCGAAGCCUUCGUCUCCAGACGCGCCAGCGCCGAGGUGGUGCGGAGACACAAGAGGAGUUACAUCUAUGACAGCGUCUAUGGUGCCGUGCGUGACCCACUGGAGGCCAAGCGUGAGGUGUGUGAGUUCAACCCUGACUGCGAUGAGCUGGCCGACCACAUCGGCUUCCAGGAAGCAUACCGGCGCUUCUACGGCCCCGUCUAGCUCCCACCACGCCCCCCCCCCCAGCCAUGCUGUGGCCCUGCAGGUGCUGGGUCUGAGCUCAGAGCAACCUCCCUCGAGCAGCCCUCCUUUUACACCCCCUUCUGUUAACCAUGAAAAGAAAUAAAUGCACAAAUGGUGUA
Molecule: messenger RNA, 1013 nt
Organism: Aquila chrysaetos chrysaetos
Lineage: Eukaryota; Metazoa; Chordata; Aves; Accipitriformes; Accipitridae
Gene: BGLAP
Product: bone gamma-carboxyglutamate protein
Exons: 4
Coding region: 571-873 (100 amino acids)
Biological process (GO): regulation of cellular response to insulin stimulus; response to vitamin K; regulation of bone mineralization
Cellular component (GO): extracellular region
Molecular function (GO): calcium ion binding; hydroxyapatite binding; structural constituent of bone
Source: RefSeq, a predicted model, not a curated record